Molecule: messenger RNA, 789 nt
Organism: Oncorhynchus keta (chum salmon)
Lineage: Eukaryota; Metazoa; Chordata; Actinopteri; Salmoniformes; Salmonidae
Product: odorant receptor 131-2-like
Exons: 5
Source: RefSeq, a predicted model, not a curated record
AUGUCGUGCCUCAUGCACCAACACAGAAACUCCCUCAUAACUCUGUCCUCCAAUCUCCCCAUCGACUCCGUCACUGUCUCUGCUUCGCUCCCUUCGCUCACCUCCAAUUCCGCCCUGACCGGCUCUGGUUCCAUCCUUGGCUCCUUACGGAAAUCCUUGGGUUUCCUUGCCAGCCAUGUUCCCUGGUAUCACUGGUUCCCUUUUCCUGCUGCCUCCACUCUCCUGGCCUGCGUCCACCUGUUCCCAGGAUCUCCUCCCAUGUACUUGAGAUAUGGAGAGCUCUCCACUGUACGCAGAGCCAUUCACUGCAUCCUACUCAUCCACAGCAUCAGCGCCAUACAGUCCAUCAUAAUGGUCUCCAUCUUCUUUGCCUCAGUACCUCUGGACUUUUACACUCUGGACAAGCAGUGCUCAGUGGAGAUGCUUGUUGUACAUAGGUGGCAGGGUCACAUUAAAUCAGCAGUAAGUCAGUUCUACUUUCUGGUCAUGUCCAUCACCAUUGUGUUUACCUAUGCUAGAAUAAUAGCAGUUGCUAAAGAGGCAUCAUCAGACAGUAUGAAAUCUUCCUCUAAAAGUCGUAAAAUGGGGAUCCUCCACGCCAUCCAGCUGUUCCUCUGUCUGAUCCAGAUGUGAUGCCCAUUCAUCUAGGCGGCUGUCUUGCAGAUUCAUUUCAGAAAUUUUAUUGAUGUAAGGUACUUUGAUUACAUUGUUUUUAUUCUGGACCCACAAUGUCUGAGUCCACUUGUCUAUGGCCUAAUAAUUGUUUAUUUUUUGCUCUCAUGCGCCUGA